AGCUAUUGUAUUAUGUUCCCAAGCAGGCACCCUGCCCUCUCUACCUAUUUUGCCACUUUCCAAAACUAAAACAAACAAACAAAAAAAAAACCCAAACAAAAAUCAAACUAGCUUUUUUCACACAAGCCUUUUAAAGAGGUAUUUGGUAUAGGUAAUGUGCAGUAAGUGGCUUUUGAGUUUGUUGAAAUACGUCAGAUGGCUUAAUUAUUUACCCAUGUGUCUGUUUGACUAUGACAUCUAAACCAGUUCUUGUGUCUCAUCGGGCAUGUCUUGUAUGGUGGCUCUCAAGAUACAUUCAGUUGUUGUAGAAUUAUUCAAAGACAAGAAACCUGAUUUUUUUUUUUUUUUUUUUUUUUUUUUUUUUUUUUUUUUUUUUUUUUGGUGGAGAACAUUGAUAACAUUCCUUUUUUCCCUACAUCCUCAUGGAUAGUGGUGUCAUCCUCUGAGUACUGGAACAAAGGAAGCUGUUUUAUGUCAGAAGUGAAUCCUGCCCGUAAUGUCUUAGAUUUGUGAAUGGUAAGUGUUAUUCAAGGAACUGGCCAGAAUGGCUGUUGUUUACUUAGUAAUGGCAUUUCAGUUGUUGAGUAUCUUGCUAAGCUAAACUGACUUCAGUGGAUUGAAACAUUUGCAGACUCCCAGGAAACCAGAGUAUAAAAAUAAUAGGCACCUGUUUUGUUUCUGUGUCUGGUACAAAUCUAGUGCAGGGCUGAUAGACUGCAUCUAAAAAAUGUAUUUUAUCAUUGAAUCUUGCUUUUAAAAUCUUUCUUCAGAGGAAGUGUUGGGACAGGAGUUCACUUUAGGAAGUAGUUCAUUUCUGUUUAAUGAGUAGUCUUUAAAAUAUGAGGACAUUAUACCAGGAUGGAACAAAUUUAUUAGCCUAUUGCACUACUUAUUGUAAUCCUUGUAUUAAAUGUGGUCGUGCUUCCUUCUUUGUUUGUGGAGUCUGUUUUCUCGCAAGCUCAGAUCCUGAGGUUUGUUUCCCUCAAUCUUCAGUCCUUCUUUAUGAUACACAACUUCAGAGUCCAGCAGCCAAUUUUUAGGACCUUCUGAGCAACAAUGGAUAAUUUCAGCAGUUUCACUUUAUUUGUGAGGCUCUGGGCUUCCCAUUUUAAAUUCUCUGGGUGUAAAGAAACGUGGUCAAUGUGAUCUCAUGUAGAUCCAUAGUCUACUGUGGCUGAACUAUUUCUGCCACCCAAGUUAAUUAUCUCAAGUCAAUGCUGUUAUUUUUUCACUGCAUUACAGCCUGCUGAAGACCAUGAGUACAGUUUUCUUUAACUUGCUAGACCCCAGGGUCUCCUUUUCUUGUCAAUAAGUUAUGAGCAGUGUGUUUUUCAGGAAGGCUGUACUGACUUCUUAUGCUUGUGUGAACUCCUACCCCUAAAACAAGCUUCACUCUUGCUCCUGGUAACUUCUGUGUAUGCUUCUAAAUACUGUGUGUUGCCCUUUAGAGACCAUAUCUCCUCCUGCUAAACAGGCAGUUACCCUGCACACACACAUCAGUGGAUUCCCUCUGCAGAAAAACAUUACUCAAAUCUCAGCUGAUUUCUGUUCAUAAAAUUUCGUAGUAGCAGCUCUGUGUUCUCUCUCUGUUUCUACAGUGUACAGGCAUUUAUUUGCUAAAUGCUGAGGGAAACUACACAACCAGUUUCCUGCUGCAAAAGCUGCCACAGCAGAAUGUCUCUGGCUGACUGUAACAGCGAUGUUGCUGUAAUGCUGCUCAUGUCCUUCUCUCCGAAGGAUUUGGGGUUCCCCUCCACUGUGCACCCUUCCAGAGGAGGCAGAGGGACAAAGUGAGCACAGACAGCUUUUGUUGGACAUUCCAGACCCUCUGGCAGAGUGUCCAUGCUCACCCUGAAUACCUGCAGCCUCUGAGAUUGCAAGGGGAAUACAGCUUUGCUUACACUGAAUCUUUAAAUGUGUGUUGAAUCCAGUGUGCUCACUGGGCCCACUAGUAGUAACCCCUGAAAAUACUCCUAAGAUAAUUUUUUUUGUUCCAUCAUUUGCUUCUAAAAAAUUACCCACCCCAUAAUCUGGGAGUGAAAGUGCCUUUGGGUUUGUCAGUGUUCUUUUUGCAGUGAAGUUUGCACAAUGCCUGUUUUUUCCUAGAGGGGGCUGUGAAGCAUCUGGUGGGGGCAGAUGAAGUGUGUAGGUUGUGUGAGGAGUGAGGUCAGAAUCCCCUGCUUUGACUGCUCUGGAGUUCCAGUCCAAGAACUGCUGGACACAAACAGCUGCUGAGAUAUCUCAUUUUCCUGUUUCCCACAAAGGAAAAAACAGCAGCUGGGUCUAAAGUGCCGGAGCUGAUUUAAAUGAGUUUCUGGUUAUUUCUACAUAUUAUCUUCAGUUUCAUUGCCAGGAUGCAGAGUGAGGAGGAAGGAUGGACUCUCAACUAUCCAUUUUAGUCAAAAAGACUAUUUCUUACCUUUUUGGUUAAUGCUUCUCCUCUCAGUCCUCACCCUAGAGGAGAAAAACAUAUCAAUGCCCCAAGGUGGCAUACUAGAAAUGCCAUCUGGCUGAGAACUUUGGGGACAGGGAGGUUGCUGGUACUUCAACAAAACUGUGCUUCAAUCUUCAUCAUCUUGCUUUAUGGUCAUGUGAGGCAAAAAAAGGUAAGAACAUUUAGCAUCUAUACCUUGGCCACUUGUGGAAUAGCAAAGCUGGGUGAAUGUUUAGGUAUCCUGUGGUUUUUCAUGUUAAGAUCUUAUUACAAUAUGUAAAAGUACAUUGUAAUAUCAGUUCAUGGGGCUGGAACUUGCUAUUUUGGAUACAGAAUUGUUUUGAAUUGCAAACUAGGUCUGUCUUCAGAGCUGGAAUGAACUGCAGAUGAAACUCUUAGUGAAGAACAAAGAAAAAAUGUUUUAAAAUGCCACAGUAAAAUAAUGCUUCUAGGACAGAGAUCUGUCUUAAGAGGAUAAUUUUGGCGGGCUUUUUUUUUUCUUUUCAGAAUUCUUUUCUCUCUUAAAUCCCUAAAUCUGUCAAAGAGUAUUUACUGUGGGCAGUUCAAGGUCUUUUUUUGAUAGUGAGUCAGAUGGGAGAAAGGACAGGGAGUAGUUGGGAUGGGGAUGGAGAGUGGCAGGGAAUUAAAAAACUUCUGGACCUUAUGAAAUCACUCAAGUUGUGUUGUCAGCUUUGGACGUAUCUGCAUUUUAUGACUUCUACUUUUCUGAUGGCUCUGUUCAGAGGUGCCGUAUCCAGGGACCUCUCAGAGAUGAAGUUCCACUGCUUGCUGACAUCCACUACCUGUCUUCCUCCUCUGUGUAGAGGGACGUGCAGUGGAGUUCUGGAUUUGGAAGGUAUAGGGGAUAUGCAUGUGUGUGUGUAUGUCUGUUUUCAAAAUACCUGCUCUGACAUGUUUGUGAUGGAAAAGGGAAGCACCCUGAAGUACAAGGCUGAAGACUGUAGUGCAGUUACAGCAGAAGAUGGUGAGUUAUAAUGGGAAUUGAUUUCUCCUCCAUAGCUGUGGGUCUUGGGAUGAUUUUGCCUCUGAUAUAGAGCAGUUUUACCCUGGUUGUAACUCCUAUUAAGAUCCAAGUUGUCGCCUUCAUCUUUGUUGCAGGCAGGCCUCAAAUAGUUUUCUUCUUAAAAUUAUUAUUAUUUUUUAAGGGAGUCUGAACUCUGUGUGUGUUUUAGCCUUUAUAUUUAAGGAUAUUCUAAAAAGGUUUCUUUCUCUUAAAGGUAGUAAAUUUGUACAUUGAUUAUUUAAGUGCAUUUGGUAUGUAGCCUGUUUUAACGAGACAUUUUUAUGUUUUUUGGUUUAUGGGUUCCUUUAUUCUUUUAUAGAAGACUUAAUGCAGAGCUUUGUAACAUUUUAAUUUUUUUUUCUGAAAUUCUUUAUCAUCUUAGGAUGAAUAUUUAAACAGCACUCUUCAAUCUUGCUUCAAAAUGUCCCUGUGCACGUCUUCUCACAAGGACUUUUCUCAGUUGCUGCCAUUUCAGGAUAUUGGAUGCAAUAAAACAGAAAUUAAAAAUUCACCUGCUGGUGUCAUCUCUCCAGUUCCCUACAGCUGCAAUCAGUCCACGCUGACAGCAGAACACAGUCCAGUCUACAUUCCCUCAUCUUACAUGGAAAACAGACAUGAAUAUUCUGCAAUGGCAUUCUGCAGCCCUGCUAUGGUGAAUUACAACAUUGCUAGCAAUUUUGGGGAUCCAGAGAGCAUGACUGCAAGGCAAACCUCCAGCCCCAGCACGCUGUGGUCUGCUCCUGGCCAUCUGUCCCCUCUGACACUGCACUGCCAGUCCUCACUGCUGUAUGCAGAGCAGCCCAAGAGCCUGUGGUGUGAGGCACGACCGAUGGAGCCAGUGCUGCCCGGGAGCAGAGAAACAUUAAAAAGAAAAACUAAUGGCAAUGACUGUACAAGCCCAAUUGCAAAUAAUCCUGGCUCAAAAAAGGAUGCCCACUUCUGUGCAGUCUGCAGUGACUAUGCCUCAGGAUACCACUAUGGGGUCUGGUCCUGUGAAGGCUGCAAAGCAUUUUUUAAAAGAAGCAUUCAAGGACACAACGAUUACAUCUGCCCAGCCACCAAUCAAUGCACAAUAGACAAAAACCGGCGCAAGAGCUGCCAGGCCUGCCGGCUACGGAAAUGCUACGAAGUGGGGAUGAUGAAAUGUGGCUCAAGAAGAGAACGCUGCGGGUACCGAAUCCUGCGCAGCCACCGCGGUUCCGAGGAUCGGGUGCAUUGCCUUGGCAGAGCCAAGAAAUACAACGAGGCGGCGACGCGGGUGAAGGAGAUCCUGCUGAGCACGGUCAGCCCGGAGCAGUUCGUGCUAACGCUGCUGGAAGCCGAGCCACCCCACGUGCUGGUCAGCAGGCCCAGCAAACCCUUCACCGAGGCCUCCAUGAUGAUGUCCCUGACAAAGCUGGCGGACAAAGAGCUGGUGCACAUGAUUGGCUGGGCCAAGAAAAUUCCUGGCUUCAUUGAUCUCAGCCUUUAUGACCAAGUAAGACUCUUGGAGAGCUGCUGGAUGGAAGUUCUAAUGAUUGGUUUGAUGUGGAGAUCGAUCGACCAUCCUGGGAAACUGAUUUUUGCACCAGACCUUGUAUUAGACAGGGAUGAGGGGAAAUGCGUAGAGGGAAUUUUGGAGAUCUUUGAUAUGCUCCUGGCCAUGACCUCGAGGUUCCGAGAGCUGAAACUGCAGCACAAGGAGUAUCUGUGUGUCAAGGCAAUGAUCCUCCUCAAUUCCAGCGUGUUUCCCUUGUCAGCAGAGGAACCUGAAAGCAACAGGAAACUGCACCACCUGCUCAACGUGGUCACAGAGGCUUUGGUGUGGGUUAUUGCCAAGAGUGGGAUUCCCUCACAGCAGCAGACAACUCGUCUGGCCAAUUUGCUGAUGCUCCUCUCUCAUGUCAGACAUGCCAGUAACAAAGGAAUGGAGCAUCUCCUGAGCAUGAAGUGUAAAAACGUGGUCCCAGUGUAUGACUUGCUGCUGGAGAUGUUGAAUGCUCACACCCUCCGAGGGCAAAGGAAGUCCCCGGCCACACACCCUGAGUUUGGCCCUUUGGAGCAAAUGGAGCCUGGGGACAGUCUGUGGAACGGGGCACCCCAGUAAUUGUGUUGAGACCUGGAGAUGUGAGGCUUUUUCAGAGCUAUGGGAGAAAACAGAACUGCUGUGAUGGGGCUGCGGAAGUGUGACCACGUAUGAGUUCUCAUCCCUUCUGGAUUUGCACAUCAGUGUCUCGGGAGAGGCCAUGGGGCGCUCGUCUCUGUCUGCGUUUCUGACAUUGUAGCAGCUGCACUGCUAUAGUGCCUUUUCUGAGACUCUGCAAAAGCACCUUAUGAAAUCAAGCCUCAGAACAGCACUGUGGGACAGGGAAUUGCUGCCUCUCCUUCUCAGAGGCAGAACUGAGAGGGAGAGGUAAAGGGACAGGUUUGAAAUGGCAGAAGAAGCCUGUGCCAGAGCUUGGAGAGAGCACCUUGGUCUCUGACUCCCCGAGCAAGACUUCUAAGCACUGACUGGACAAUGUCCUCUUUCAGCACUGGGUGGUGUGAAGUGUAGAACAGCAUCAUUUGGGACAGAUGUUUACCUCAGUGUGCUGGUCCCUGGGGAAUGCCUGCUCUGCAGCUGAUCUAGAUAAAGUGCCGAGAUACAGACAACAGUGAAAAGGAGCUUAUUCUCAAAUAUGCAAUGGCUGCAAGGGCCUCCCUUUGAAGGUCAUUUGAAAUAGCUUCUAGGGUCAGUUCAGAGCCUCUGCAGAAAGUUUAAACUGAGCUUAAGUUUGUAUUUUGUGAGCCUGUUCUUAACACUCACAUUGUUUUCUGCUUAUAAUUCUUCAGUGCUUUAAACAACGACCAAAUUAUCUGGAUAUUUCAGCCAAUGCCGACCUUUGAAAUGUGUUUUGUCUGUGAGAUUAACAUGUUGUUUUAUAUAUUUAUUAAUGAUGUUAAAUCUAUUCUAAUAAUUAGGUACAAGAGGUUGCUCUGUGAAUAUUAACUGUUUGUGUUUGUAUAUGAUCUGCUGAUCAGGCCUUGCGAAACCAGCUAGAAACAAAAUCUUCCCACCCCUGUGACUGGUGUGUGGAAUUACGUCCUGCCCACCCAAAACCUCUUGCAGGGGGUGAGGCACUGGAUGGGAACAUGGAUGGGGAUCUGUUUUUGUCUGCUGCCCUGAGGUUUGCUGCUUGCUUGUUCUCAGCAUGCAUGGCACCUUGUGCUGUGGUCUUCAUAUCUUUAUAGGAGCCCUCAAAGAGCGAGGAUGGGGAUAAUGGUAAAUGUAAAGAUAACAUAAAGAUGGGGAUAAUGUAAAGCACUACUUUGCUUUGCAAGUGUGAUGACUUGUUUGAAUUACACUGAAGAUGUAGUGGUUUAAACUUCCUUUUUGUGCUGAUAUCUGCAUGUGUUUAAGCUGCACUGAGUAAAAAAAAACUGAUUAAAUGGCCUGGCUGAUGACCCCAGAGAUCAGCAGGGUGGCAUCAUUCAUUCUGGUAACUGUCUCUCUAAAUGGAAACAUUUAAAUAUAGCACAUGAAUGUUCUGGGCAUUAUGGUGAAAUAAAUUGGGACCACACCAAAAGUCUAUUUUGAGCCAAUAAGUCUAUUUCAUUAGGGACUUUGAUUAGUACGCCAUUUGCAGUUUUUGAAUAUUAGUCAAACCAUUAAUCUUGGUGGUUUUUUUAAGCCAAGGACAGUAUUUUUUAUAGGAGGUGCAUAAAGAGUUUUCAGUGAGUUACACAAAUCUAUUGUCUGUUUGAUCUUGUACUAUACCAGAUGCUGCUGCUGAUCUAAAUUUUUACUCUCUGCCUUUUUAUUGUUUUUAAGAAACUGUAAUAUAGCAGUGUCCUUCUAAAGAAGUGUAAUAUUUACAACGAAAAAAAGGGAAAAAAUGUGAGUACAGUCUGGAAUUUAUUGGUACUUUCAUUUUGAGAGAUGUUUUCCUGUGAAACAAACCUGUCUCAGUAUUUCUUGGGCUUGAUUGUGUUUUGGCCUCAUUGCCUGUUGUGUUGUUUUUUCUCUGGUUUUCCUUAUCCUGUGUAAUCUUUUGGUUUAAUACAGUUUUUCAAAUAAAUGUUUAAGUGAUUUGUUUGUUUUGCUUUAAAAGUGCUGAAUUUAUGUACAAUUUUGGAACAAACUUUCUGAAGAGAAAAUGGGAAAGACUGGGUAUAAAUCAUGAAAUUACCUUCUAAAUAGAAAUUUGUGGAUUGACUCUGUAAAAGGGCAAUGCUGCAGUUCUGUGCCACGUGGUGUUGUUCAUACAUGGUGUUGUUAGCACAGUGCAAACAGGAAAAUGAUGUGAUUUUAACCUACUUUUUGUCUUGUUGAACAUAAUUUUAUUAAAAGUUACUAACAGUGUUUUAAAAUGAG
Corvus hawaiiensis (hawaiian crow) is the source of this 7791-nucleotide messenger RNA. It is a transcript of the gene ESR2, whose product is annotated as estrogen receptor 2. The transcript has 8 exons. Gene Ontology annotation, biological process: estrogen receptor signaling pathway; cellular response to estradiol stimulus; regulation of DNA-templated transcription. Gene Ontology annotation, molecular function: sequence-specific DNA binding; steroid binding; nuclear receptor activity. The coding region runs from base 3880 to 5544 and encodes 554 amino acids. Lineage: Eukaryota; Metazoa; Chordata; Aves; Passeriformes; Corvidae. Gene Ontology annotation, cellular component: nucleus. The record is from RefSeq and is a predicted model, not a curated record.